This is a messenger RNA of Phialemonium atrogriseum, 982 nucleotides long. RefSeq lists its product as uncharacterized. NCBI's taxonomy places the organism in Eukaryota, Fungi, Ascomycota, Sordariomycetes, Cephalothecales, Cephalothecaceae. The record is from RefSeq and is a predicted model, not a curated record. The coding region runs from base 100 to 891 and encodes 263 amino acids. The transcript is spliced from 3 exons.
CGUUUGGACUUGCGCAAGAACAGGGGCAAAAAAGAGUCGGCCACAGACCCAUUUGCUUCGGUACCACAAGAUGGCUCAUUCCCGGAAAUCCUCCCCGAAAUGACAUGUUCAAAAAACUGCAUGCUAAAUGACCUGGGUGUAGAGGACGGGCCUAGUGAAGCAAAUUCCGAGUUAGAGCGGAACUCUUCAAACAUAAUCAUACACAGUGCAUCUGCGAAUCAGAACAGCAAAGCACCCCACCCACCAGCGAGCCGACCAGAUGCCGCGGGAGGCAUGCCGGGGCAGAAGCGGACUAUCAAGUCUAACGUAGGAGGGAACAGAGACGAACAUAUUGGGUCCGCCAAGAGGCCCCGUCAACAGCUCAUGAGCUGCCCAUACCGGAAGCGCAAUUCACUUCGGUUCAAUAUACGGGACCACACGCGUUGUGCGAUCGACUCUUUCACCGACUUGUCAGGGGUAAAGCGCCACGUGAGAAUUCAUCAUAGAUAUAACCGACCUGGAAGUUUCGUCUGUCCUAGAUGUCAGAAGGACUUGGCCUCACGCGAAGGGCUACUUUCCCAUUUAUCAGUGGGCCCCCAGCACAUCUGCGAACAUAAGCUGCCGAGUCCAUGCGACGUUGAGGACGGCAUUACCAGCGAAGUCGAGAACGUGCUGCAGGCACGCAAGAGCGCAUCCAAAGUCGACAACUGGAUCGCAUUAUGUCGCUUGCUCUUUCCAUCCGACGAAGUCGUGCCUAGCUCAGGUAAGUUGCAUGUGGUCAUAGUGAGGAGGCCAUUAUUUAACUCGGAGUGUAGAGUUUGUCCCACCUGUUGGGGUGGACGAAGUGGCGGAACACCUUCUAUCGGGCCAUGCCCAAUUGGCGCAGGAGAUCCUGGAUCAGAUACUACCUAGGCUUGAGACAAAGGAUCUAGAUACGCUCAAGGACACAAUCGGUCAAACCAUUGAAGCCUUCCUUCAGAGGCAGUUCAACUCUGUCGGAGAG